Ananas comosus (pineapple) is the source of this 1890-nucleotide messenger RNA. Its product is annotated as protein FIZZY-RELATED 3. NCBI's taxonomy places the organism in Eukaryota, Viridiplantae, Streptophyta, Magnoliopsida, Poales, Bromeliaceae. Gene Ontology annotation, biological process: anaphase-promoting complex-dependent catabolic process; positive regulation of anaphase-promoting complex-dependent catabolic process; positive regulation of ubiquitin protein ligase activity. Gene Ontology annotation, molecular function: protein binding; anaphase-promoting complex binding; ubiquitin ligase activator activity. The coding region runs from base 152 to 1558 and encodes 468 amino acids. The transcript is spliced from 10 exons. Gene Ontology annotation, cellular component: anaphase-promoting complex. The record is from RefSeq and is a predicted model, not a curated record.
AAUUUCUCUCUCUACUACCUCAGCUCCUCCAUUUAAAUUUCAAGUGACCGUUAACAACACCAUUUUCUCUCCUCCAUUUUUUUUGAAAAAAGGAACUCUUUGGAGAGAUUUGAGGCUCGAUUCGAAACUAAAUCCCGAGAAACAAAGAAAAAUGGAUUCGAGGAAACCACGGUUGAAUCUCCCCGCCGGAAUGGAGGCCUCUCUCCGAAUCGACCCGGUCCCAAACCUUUUCCCGGCGAUGCCGAAAACACCUUCGCCGUCGAAAACAACAUACAGCGAUCGGUUCAUACCUUGUAGAUCGUCGUCGAGGCUUCAAAAUUUCAGCUUGGUGGAGAGAUCGUCGCCGGCUAAAGAAGGCGGGAACGACGCCUACGCGCGAUUGCUCCGAGCCGAGCUCCUGGGGGAGGGACCGGCGGCGUGCUCCCCGUCCGGCGGACCGGGUUCGCCGAUGAGCCCGAGUAAGAACUUGUUCCGGUUCAAGACCGACCACUCGGCCCCGACCUCGCCUUUCGCCGGUUUGGGGUCUAGCCAGGAGGGAAAUGUUGCAAGCGAGGUCUCGACGCCGCCGAAGGUUCCGAGGAAGAUACCCAAAACUCCCCACAAGGUUUUGGAUGCUCCGUCGCUUCAAGAUGAUUUCUACCUCAACUUGGUAGAUUGGUCAUCGCAGAAUGUGUUGGCUGUUGGAUUGGGCACUUGUGUUUAUUUGUGGUCAGCAACCACAAGCAAGGUUACAAAAUUGUGUGAUUUGGGUUCGAGAGAUGGUGUGUGCGCGAUCCAAUGGACUCGAGAAGGCUCCUACCUAGCAAUUGGAACAAGCCUUGGAGAUGUUCAGAUUUGGGAUGGCACAAAGUGUAAAAGGAUUCGGAAUAUGGGCGGUCAUCAAACGAGAACCGGUAUUCUCGCAUGGAGUUCUUGCAUAUUAUCUUCUGGGAGUAGGGAUAGGAAUAUCCUGCAACACGACAUUCGCGUUUCAAAUGACUUCAUCAGCAAGUUCACAGGCCACAGAUCUGAGGUCUGUGGAUUAAAAUGGUCCCACGAUGACCGUGAACUUGCAUCUGGAGGAAAUGAUAACCAGCUACUGGUUUGGAAUCAACGCUCUCAGAAUCCAAUACUGAGACUCACAGAACAUACAGCUGCGGUUAAAGCCAUAGCAUGGUCGCCGCAUCAGCAUGGGCUUCUUGCAUCAGGAGGCGGAACGGCCGAUCGGUGCAUACGUUUCUGGAACACUGCGAACGGCAAUAUGCUAAAUUCGGUUGACACGGGAAGCCAAGUCUGCAAUCUAGCAUGGUGUAAGAAUGUGAAUGAACUAGUUAGCACUCACGGUUACUCCCAAAACCAAAUUAUGGUGUGGAAGUAUCCAUCAAUGUCGAAGGUAGCAACACUAACCGGCCACACGCUCCGGGUGCUUUAUCUCGCAAUGUCACCUGAUGGACAGACUAUAGUAACUGGCGCUGGUGAUGAGACUCUGAGAUUUUGGAACAUAUUCCCUUCUGUGAAAACUCCGGCUCCUGUUCGUGACACCGGCGUCUGGUCCUUGGGGCGAACUCACAUUCGGUGAAAAAUGCCUUGCGAGUAUUCUUUCUUAGUCUUUGCGCAGAGGCGGAUUGAGUCUUUUGGAUUGCUUUGUAUAUGGUCUAACAGCUACAGAACUUACCGGCGUCUAAAAAUGGAUCACUUUCGCAAUCAUCGUAUUAAUGCGUGUGCCCAGUAACUUCAAUGAUUGCUAAUUCAUUUAUUUUUUCUUAUGCGCGUGCCCAAAGGCGCGCGCGUGUGUGUUUAUGUGUCCGUUUGUAGACAACAUGGAUCGCUUUCGAUUGGUGUGUUUUUCAUCUCUAAAUUCCUCGGCAAUUAUGCCUUGCCAAAGGUUUCUGUAUCAUGAAAUUAAUUAAU